Molecule: messenger RNA, 2370 nt
Organism: Anopheles coustani
Lineage: Eukaryota; Metazoa; Arthropoda; Insecta; Diptera; Culicidae
Gene: sty
Product: protein sprouty
Exons: 2
Coding region: 1-2370 (789 amino acids)
Biological process (GO): multicellular organism development; negative regulation of MAP kinase activity; animal organ development
Cellular component (GO): membrane; cytosol
Source: RefSeq, a predicted model, not a curated record
AUGGAGCGGCGCAAUGGCGGCACUAGUCUGGCGCCCCCACGGCCCCCGAAGUCGUUGCCCCGCGUGCACCGCCCCCGGGCCCCGGAGCCAACCGCAAUCGGCAGCACACUCCCCCCGCCCCCGGCGACGAUCCCUCCGACGGCCACCACAGCCAGCAACAGCGGCCGGGCGGCGGUUAUGAUGAUGAUGAACAUGACGUCGACGGCGAGUCCUGCGGCGAGCGACAGCAGCACCAACGUCGGUCCGGGUUUAAGUAAUAAUUUAAGCAACGGCAACGGCAACAGCAGCAACCUAGCGCGUAACAUUAUCAGUAGCAACAGCAACAAUAAUAUUAAUAGUAAUAGUAGUAGUAGUAGUAGUAGCAGCAGCAGCAGCAGCAGUAGUAAUAGUAGUAGUAGUAGUAGCAUCAAUAAUAAUAGUGCUAAUCAUAAUAAUUUUAUUAAUAAUAAUCCUCAUAAUCAUACGACGACGACGACGAGCGGUAGUGCGAGUAGGAGUAAUAGUAGUAGUCACCACCACCACCAACAACAACCCUCCCCCCAUCACCAUCAUCCCCACCAGCACCACCAGCCGCCUCCUCCGCAUCAUCACCGGCCGGUGACACCCCCGCCGGCGCCCCACCUCCACUCACACAACCACCCACACCAGCAGAGCAACCGCAGCAUCGGUAGCAACUCGUCCACGCUGUCGUCCGUGUCGUCGAGCUCGUCGACGGCGGCGCUGCUGAGGCCGCAGAUCGCGCCGCUGGUGCCGCUGCACGGCUCACACCGCUCCCGAUCACCUCCCCCGCCACCACUCCCGCCGCACCACGCCGCGUCGAGGCCGACGUCUCCGGCGCCACCCGCCGGCAGCACGUUUACGCGCCGAGCCGCCCGGCUCUCUCCGGUCGCGACGCACACCACCAUCCACCCGAUGCCGGCGGCGGUGCCCCCGCCGCUCCUGCUGCUACCGGUGGACUCCCAGCCGGCCAUCGUCGCGCCGAGCUCCAACCCGACGACGCCCGUCACGCUGGCUGCCCCGCGGCCCGAGAACGAGCGGCUCGCGAACGAGUACGUCGACACGCCGUUCGGGCGGACGGUGGCCGCGGUGGCCGCCGGCACCGGCGGUGCUAACAUUCCAUCUCCCGUGCUGCUCCAGCACCAGCAACAGCAGCAGCAGCAGCAGCACCAACACCACUUUCCCAGUGCCUCGCCGUUGCUGUCCGCCCGGGUUGUUGUGGCGACGGGCCAGCCGAGGCCAACGGCGCGCGGCGGUGAACUGGUGGACACCGGGGUACCCACUCCCGCGGAGACGAAGGGCACCACCACCCAAUCGGCGGUGCUGCCGACGACGAGGACGACGGCGAACCCCGACGCGAUCAUUCCCGUGUCCCGGCCACCCACCGCGGCCACCGCCGUCGCCGCCGCCGCCGCCGCCGUCGUCAUUACCAAGCAGCCGGUCGCGUCCGGCAAGAAGAGCGCCAAGGACGGCUCGGACCGGCACGAGCUGCUCGAGCUGGAGCUGCAGCAGCACCACCACCACUACCUGCACGGCGGCCGGCACGCACAACUGGUGGCCACGGUCGGUGGCGGCGGGGGUGGAGCGGGCGGAUCGCCCACCGGCACCGACGGGCUGGCCGGGCUCGGCUCGAUCACGUGCCCCCGGUGCCGGAAGUGCCGGUGCGAGGAGUGCCUCCGGCCGCGCCCCCUGCCCACCCGCUGGAUCUGCGACAAGAGCUGCCUGUGCAGCGCGGAAACCGUCACCGACUACGCGUCCUGCCUGUGCUGCGUGAAGGCCCUGUACUACCACUGCUCCAAGGACCACGAGCUGGAGCGCGAGGUGGACGGGCCGGACGGGGCGCUCGAGACGGAGACGAUCUCGUGCGCGGACGAUCCGUGCUCGUGCGUGCCGCACCGGCGCACCACCCGCUGGGCCUGCCUCGGCGCGCUCUCGCUCGUCCUGCCCUGCCUCUGGUGCUACUGGCCGAUGAAGGGCUGCGUGGCGCUGUGCGCCACCUGCUACGCCAAACAUUCCCGCCACGGAUGCCGCUGCGCCCAGUCGCCCCAGUCCUCGUCGGCGGCGGCCUCGCCGUUGGCCGGCGGCGGCGGUGGCAUCACGAACGCGUCGAUGUUGCUCGGGGCGGGCACGGGCGGGGGCGCCGGAACCGGAGCCCUGAUGCGCCCCUCCGUCGACGCCAUCGAUGGCGAGCAUGGCCGCACCGGCAAGGGCGAUCCGGCGCUCGAUUCCGAGCUGCACCUGCACCACCAUCUGCAUCACCAUCUGCACCACCACCAUCAUCACCAUCAUCACGCCGGCGGCGGUGGACGGGGAGCGGUGACGGCGGCCACGCCCGAGAAGCGCCUGCUCGACACGAGCCCCGACACCUACUGA